Ornithodoros turicata is the source of this 1776-nucleotide messenger RNA. RefSeq lists its product as uncharacterized. The transcript is spliced from 12 exons. NCBI's taxonomy places the organism in Eukaryota, Metazoa, Arthropoda, Arachnida, Ixodida, Argasidae. The record is from RefSeq and is a predicted model, not a curated record. Bases 220 to 1728 code for a protein of 502 amino acids.
ACGACGAAGAAGAUCCCGUAGCACGCUGCGGUCGAGACUGCUGACUGAAAGCACGCGCUUAGAACUCUGAUCAAGUGGAUCAACAGCACGACUGCGCCGAGCCCGUCUGCGCGAUCCCAAACGUCGAGUUCAAGCAGCACAUUCGCUUCGCUGUGUGGGCGACCAAUUUUUAAAACGCCGGAAGAUUAGUUUUUGCUUGGCUGCGUGAAGCUACUCCACAUGAUGGUCACCAAGGCAGCAGUGGUGGUGGUGGCCCUGGCUGCCAUCUUCUGCGUUUCAAGUGCUGUAGAUGUCCGCUUCCAGGAGGGCAAGCUGCCGGACGCUUUGAAGAUGGAUGACAAAGCACAACAGCCAGCUUCUGAACCCGAGAAGCCAAACCCUGGCAACGACUGCGACAAGAACAAGUUCCACGAAGGGAUCUCGAACUGCGAAACGGGGCUGAAGCCCUUGGAGAAGCUUGUGUCGGAAAAGAAGUCUGAUGAGUCUUGCAAGCUGCUCAAGACGUACCUGUCCUGCAUCGACGACUUCCAGCUUUUCCUAUCAUGCGAAAGUGACCCCGCAGCUGAUGUGGAAAAGAGGAAGGUCGCCGACAUCCUCGCCAAGAAUAAGCUGAGCUGUGCUGAGCUGAUGUACCUCUCCCCAAAUGCAACGACCAAGGCACCUGGUGUUCAGCCAGGAAAUCCAGCAUUUGGUGGCAAAGGGAUUGCUCCCACUCAAGUGCCGCUGGUGCCGAAAAAAUGCAAUGAACGCAAGCUCAUGCGCCGCAUGGUGGAAUGCCUAAAAAAUAUGAAGGCAGGCAUGGAACCUUUGCUGGAUAACAAGAAGAUAAACCAGAGGUUGAUUUGCGGACAGACGGAGAGCUUCAAGUCUUGCGUAAAUCUUGCUCUCGCUCACACGGAGUGCAACACUGACGAAGAAGUGCUCGACCAGACAACGCAUUUCAUCGUACACGUUCUUUACGAGCACCGUUGGGCAUGCAAGGAGGUUCAGACGAGCGAGAAAAAAUGUGAGGAGCGAUCUUUGGUACUGAAGCUGAACCAGUGUGUUCGCCUUCUCAACAAGACCGUGGAACCAAUCAUUGAGGAUAAGGAGAACAACAAGCUCAACAUUUGCAGGGCAAGCGACACAUUCCUGUUGUGCGUCAACGAGGCCGUUUCAGAGACAGCUUGCCGAGAGGACUCUGAGGUGAUGUUCCACGUGUCCCACUUUGCAGACAAGAUCCUCCGUCACCACAAGUGGUCCUGCGACCGCAACGCCAUCCAUGGGUCGACAGAAAAGCCGAAGAUUGAAACAGGUCUACGGCAGAAGCUAGAGGGCAACGGCUCUGGCAAUGGAACGCAAGUUGCUGGAGUUUCCAGCGCGGUGGAACAUGGUAGCAAUGGUCCUGGUGACAAGUGCAAUUUCGAGGUAGUCCGUUCUGCCGUGGACACGUGUCAGCAGUCCGCAUAUGACCAGAUCAAGAAGAAAGGGAUUUCACAGCCCAAGCAUCUAUGCGCUGAGCUGAAGCUAUUCAAAGAUUGUUCCAUCGAGGCCACCAAAAAGAAUGGCUGUUCUACGGACAAGAAUGCAGAAACAUACGUCUACGACCGCGUCAAGGAUUCCUUCUAUAAGUAUCUUACCGACUGUCGCCCACUUUGGUCUGCUGCCAAUCCCUCAGGGAUGGUGAAUUCCUGGGUAACACUUUCCUUGGCCGUCUCAACACUCUCCCUGCAUUUCUUGCGCCAGUGAGCUUCCGGAAGUGAAAGCGUAUUGUAAUAAACGUGGUUCGUAAGUUGA